UUCUCAAUUUUGUUUUUUCUUUUUCUCUGGUUUAAACCCCAACACUAUCCCGCUCUCUGAACACACAACGCUUUCUUUCCUCUCUUUCUCUAAGCUCUUUCAGUCUCUGCAUUGCGGAGCUUACAAGACAGAUUCAGGUUGCUUACCUAAUUUGAGUGUAAUGAUUUAUGUUGUUCUUGUCUAAGGCUUCUAAAUAUGAAGAAGGAAAAUGUGCUUCCUACUAAUUUUGGAGAUAUUAAUGGUCGAAUAACACGUUCACGGGCAGCUGCCCUGCAUGCAUCUAGCAGGAUGCCAUCUUUGAGGGCAUAUGCACAACAAGGUCAGAAGCAUAUUUCACGAGCAAAAUCAAAAAGAGCAGCCUUGGAUGAGAACAACACCACUGCACCUGAAAAUGCAGGCACUGAGCCUAAGAGGAGAGCAGUGCUUCAGGAUGUCACAAAUGUUUGCUGUGAGAAUUCAUAUAGGAGUUGUUUCAAUGCAACUAGAAUUCAGGCUAAGAAUGGAAAGCAGGCAAAAAAGAGUCAGCUCAAUGUGUCCAAAGUGGCUCCUUCACUUUCUGUAGAAGUUCCAAAUCUUCAAGCUAACUUAAAGGCUAAAACUGUUCAAGAAACCAUACAAAUAGAGCCUAAAUCAGAAGUUACUUGUUCAACGACUUUUGAGAAAGAUGUGCAUUCUCAGCUAAGUAACAUGAGAGAGUUUGGCACAAGUAACCACUGGCCUCCAAAACAAAGUUCCAGAAUGCCAUCACAACCCAGCAGUCCUCUGAAGAAAGUGGAGAAACGUGGCCUUAUUAACAGUGGGAUGAAAUCAAGUGAUCCAGACUUUACAGACAUCGAUUGUGAUCACAAGGAUCCUCAACUCUGUAGCCUCUAUGCUGCUGACAUCUAUAGCAACUUACAUGUUGCUGAGCUUGUCCGAAGGCCAAAUUCUACUUACAUGGAAACUAUACAGCGGGAUAUCACUCAAAGCAUGCGUGGGAUUCUGGUUGAUUGGCUUGUGGAGGUGUCUGAGGAAUAUAAGUUGGUCCCUGAUACACUUUACCUCACAGUCUAUCUCAUAGAUUCGUUCCUCUCUCAAAAUUACAUUGAAAGGCACAGGCUUCAACUACUUGGUAUUACCUGCAUGCUGAUUGCAUCCAAAUAUGAAGAAAUUUGUGCGCCACGGGUGGAAGAAUUUUGCUUCAUUACUGACAACACAUACACAAAGGGUGAGGUGUUAAAGAUGGAAAGUCUAGUGUUGAAAUAUUUUGGCUUUCAAAUAUUUGCUCCUACUGCAAAAACUUUUCUUAGGAGAUUCCUACGUGCAGCACAGGCUUCUAUCGAGAGCCCUAGUUAUGAACUGGAGUACUUGGCCGAUUAUCUAGCAGAACUGACAUUGAUUGACUACAAUUUCUUGAAUUUCCUUCCCUCAGUCAUUGCUGCAUCAGCUGUAUUUCUCGCUAGAUGGACACUGGACCAGACAAUCCAUCCCUGGGAUCCAACUCUAGAACACUACACUUCCUACAAGGCAUCAGAUAUUAAAACCACAGUUCUUGCAUUACAAGACCUACAAUUGAACACCAAUGGGUGUCCUCUUAGUGCUAUAAGAAUGAAGUAUAGGCAACAAAAGUUCAAAACUGUGGCAACUUUGUCUUCUCCAAAGCUUCUUGAAACAUUAUUCUGAAGACAAGUUCAUUGGUUGUACGUUAUUGAAAGUGGUUCCCUCUGGACCAUCAAUUCCGUCUUGAUGUUGUACGUGAUAUCUAAUCAGAACCCUCUUUCCUCAUUUAUAUAAAAUUUCUGAUCUUUAUUCUUCCCCCCUCCUAUCUCAAACUUUGUUUAUAGUUUUUUGAGACUUCUGUUGGUUUUGUUACAUCUGACCUGUGGUUGUAAAGCUAUAUCUGAGAAUAGGUUUGUCAUGCCACUAAGCUAGAAUUCUAAUGUAAUCAAUAUUCUUAGCACGUCAGUCACCAGGAAAUUUUUCGGUAGAUUGUAAAGGUUCAGAAACAGAAUGUAACCUGUUGAAUGUAACUUUGGCAGCAUUGGCCCAGCAGAAUUAAUUGUGUUUUCAUCUUUGCAACUCUUUA
Messenger RNA from Hevea brasiliensis (rubber tree), 2065 nucleotides. RefSeq names its product cyclin-A2-4-like. The coding region runs from base 196 to 1662 and encodes 488 amino acids. Gene Ontology annotation, molecular function: cyclin-dependent protein serine/threonine kinase regulator activity. Gene Ontology annotation, biological process: regulation of cyclin-dependent protein serine/threonine kinase activity; mitotic cell cycle phase transition. The record is from RefSeq and is a predicted model, not a curated record. The transcript has 12 exons. NCBI's taxonomy places the organism in Eukaryota, Viridiplantae, Streptophyta, Magnoliopsida, Malpighiales, Euphorbiaceae. Gene Ontology annotation, cellular component: nucleus; cyclin-dependent protein kinase holoenzyme complex; cytoplasm.